CCAGUCCAUCUUGUUGGGAGUCUUCCUCUUUUACCCUGACCCUCUACUUUCCCAAGCAUGAUAUCCUUCUCCAGGAAGUGGUCCCUCCUGAUAAAUGUCCAAAGUAUAUGAGAUAAAUUCUUGCCAUCCUCGCUUCUAAUUGAGCUAUAACAUACAAUAAAGUUAACAAGUCCAAAAUGUCCAGAUGUUUAUAUAUGUGUGUGUUGUAUGUAUAUCCAUCCAUGCAACCACCACUUAGAUGUAGAUGUGGAGCAUUGCUAGCACUGUAGAAGGCUAAAUUACACCAUUUCUAGGUAACAUGCAAAGGUAAUCACUUUUCUGACAUCAGUCAUUAUAGAUUAGCUGGGCUGUUCUUUAACUUCAAGUAAGUGGAAUCCUAAAGUAUGCUAUGUACUCUUUUGUUGGUCCAGUUUCUUUUGCUCAACAUUAUGCCUGUGAAAUUUAUCCAUGUGGUCGGGUGUAGUUUCUUUUUUUUAUUACUGUGUAGUAUUCCAUUGUAGGAAUAUGUCACAAUUUAUCCGUUUUCCUGUUAAUGGUCAUUUGGGUUGUUUCCAGUUUUUGGCUGUUAGGAAUAAGUUUCUCUGAACAUUCUUCAUUAUGUGUCUUAGUGGACAUAUGCAUUCAUUUCUCUUGUGUAUAUAUCUGGGAAAUACUGGGUCAUGAGGGUAUGCAUGUUUUUAACUUUGGUAUUGUGUGGAAAAUCAAAUCCCUCUUCUCUGGCACCAAACUGUUGAUCACUCCAAAUCAAUUUAUUAUCAGUUCUGUUCCCCUCUGUUCUGAUACCAGCUGCCCGUGUUGUACUUCAUCUUCUAACCCUAACCACCUGGAGCUAGGUAAGACCUCACAUGUUAAAGGGCACAUAGUCUUCCAGAGUGCCAACUCUGCCCGAGACCUCAUACAUCAACUGCAAGCUUGGGAAUCUUCUCAGCACCCUCACUUCUGAUCGGCUGGCUAUAGAUUCGGGAUUUUCUUCUACUGCAUCAGGAUACCAGCUAUAAACUUAUUGCAGCAAUUCUCCGGAAACGAAAAUUAGACUAUUAUUUACACAAACUACUUCCUGAGAUCCUACAGUCUGCUUCAUUUUUGACUACUAAUGGGGCCUUGUAUAUGGCUUUCUUUUGCAUUUUAAGGAAGAUACUUGGAAAAUUCUACUUAUGGAGCCCUGGCUUUGGUGCUGCUUUGCCAGCGUCUUAUGUGGCCAUUCUAAUUGAAAGAAAAAGCAGGAGAGGGCUCCUCACAAUUUAUAUGGCCAACUUGGCCACAGAAACACUGUUUAGAAUGGGUGUAGCAAGAGGAAUCCUCACAACGUUAAGAAAUGGAGAAGUCCUUUUGUUCAGCAUCACAGCUGCCAUGUACAUGUUCUUUUUCAGAUGUAAAGAUGGUUUGAAAGGAUUUACAUUCUCAGCACUUAGAUUCAUUGUAGGGAAGGAAGAGAUUCCCACACAUUCUUAUUCACCAGAGGCAGCCUAUGCAAAGGUGGAACAAAAGAGAGAGAAACAUGAGGAAAAACCAAGAAGAAUGAAUAUAAUUGCUCUAGUCAGGAAACUUGUAGAUUCAGUAUGCAAGCAUGGACCAAGGCAUAGAUGUUGCAAACACUAUGAAGAUAAUUGCAUCUCUUAUUGCAUUAAAGGUUUCAUCAGAAUGUUUAGCGUGGGGUACUUGAUCCAGUGCUGCCUCCGAAUCCCCUCUGCAUUCAGACAUCUGUUUACACAGCCAUCCCGGCUAUUUUCUCUCUUCUAUAAUAAGGAAAACUUCCAGCUCGGAGCUUUUCUUGGUUCUUUUGUUAGUAUAUACAAGGGUACUAGUUGCUUCCUGCGCUGGGUCAGAAACCUGGAUGAUGAACUGCAUGCUAUUAUAGCUGGAUUUUUGGCGGGUAUAUCAAUGAUGUUUUAUAAGAGCACAACAAUUUCCAUGUACUUAGCUUCUAAAUUGGUGGAGACAAUGUAUUUCAAAGGCAUUGAAGCAGGGAAGGUUCCCUAUUUUCCCCAUGCAGAUACUAUCAUCUAUUCCAUCUCUACAGCAAUUUGCUUCCAGGCAGCUGUCAUGGAAGUUCAGACUUUGCGGCCAUCUUACUGGAAGUUCCUUUUAAGGCUCACUAAGGGCAAAUUUGCCGUCAUAAACAGAAAAGUUCUUGAUGUUUUUGGUACUAGUGCAUCUAAACACUUUCAGGAUUUCAUCCCCAGGUUGGAUCCAAGAUAUACGACUGUAACACCAGAGUUGCCCAUAGAACUUUCUUGAAGAUAACUGUGAAUUGUUAACGUGACGAAAUGUCUCAUCAUUUUAUCCUGAAGAGUUAAUUAUUUUGAAAACAAAGAAGGGGGCCCGAGCUCGAACUUCAGUGUUAUUUCAGUGAGAGAUGCUCUUUUUUGUUUUGUUUGUUUUUCUUACCAAUCAGAAAUACUGAAGCUUUUUAGGAAGGUCUUGCUUAAUAAUUAAGCUCCCUCUGUAGCCAGAAUCUGAUUCUGGAUCACUGUAGUGGUUGGCAUUAUGAUAUAUUAUCAGUUAAAUUAUGUCCACAAGCAAUUUAAAAUAAUCUAUGUAGAAUUGUAAUAACAAAUAAGAGUAUACUUAAAAUUACUUUAAAAGAUGUCUUUAGUUCAUUCCAAUAUAAUUCUUGGUUAAAAGUAAGAAUGUUUCUAAUUUUAGGAUUUUUAAGGAUCACGGGUAUAUAGAUUUGGUCUUUUUUUUUUUUUUUUACUUUUUAAUUGGUAACUCUAGUGGUGAAAUAUUAUGGAUUUGAAGUUACUCUUCACAAACAAUGCUGCUUUAGUAUAGAGCAAUUUAAUUGAAGAAAGUGGCCGUUUUACUUCAGGGAUGCAAAAGUGAGGCUCAUGCCAUUUGGAUGAAUGCCGUGGGAGCCAUGUUGUUUUUUCCACUGAUAACACCAUCUCUAGCUCCAUGACCAGUUGGGCUGUUGGACAGUGCAGUGAACCUAUGCACUGGCAGGUUAGAAACAACUGGAAAUUUGAUAAAGUUGAAAUGGCCAGUUUUAAUCUUUUACAGAAGCAUUACACUUGAAUAUUUAAAAAACAAAUGACGUUACUUUUAAACCUCCUAUAGAUUUAUUGAAGCCCUGGUAGCAAAGUGGUUGCGCGCUCAGGCUGCUAACCAAAAAGGUCAGCAGUUUGAAUCCACCAGCCGCUCCUUGGAAACCCUAUGGGGCAGUUCUCCUCUGUCCUAUAGGGUCGCUAUAAGUUGGAAUCGACUCGACGACACACAACAACACAGAUUUAUUAUGUUUGUUUUCAUUCAUUGGGACUGAAUUCUUUAUAGCUAAGUUUGUAUACUAUUGUUUUAAGAGGGAUCAAAAUCCUAUAGAAAUAAAGUAGUUUUGGCAAGUUUGGCAGUUCUCUGUCAACUGUUUCACCAAUAUAAUGGAUGUUUUACAACUAAAAAAAAUGUAUAUAUAUAUGUAUAUAUAUAUGUAUAAAUACACUGGUUGUUAAAAAGUCUGUUGCAUCACUAAUUGGAUUCAAGUCCUCCAGCUUCCCUUUUUUAAAGAAAAUUAUUGUCACCGUAUUUACUGUGUUAGAAUAAAGAAGUGACAAAAUACAGUCACUGCUGAUUAUGAAAGUUCAGGACAGCUGUGACUGAAAUAUGAUCGCUUUUUAGAGUUUUUCAGGGAAAGGUUGUACUUUUCUAAGCUAAUGAAAGGCUUAAGUGGUUGCGAUGUCUACAGUUAUGUAACAUAUAGGGAUGAUGGUAUAUUUUUUUAAUAUAAUUUUAUUGCUGAAAAGUUUUUAGGUCAUUGUGAAUUAUGCAGCAGAACUUGCGUUGCAGUAGGAAUUAUUAUGCAGACUUUAAAAAUGCUUAAUCCCCCAUAUUCAAUUUCAUGAAGUCCUGUAUACUUCUGUUUAUGUGUAAUCCUAUCCUUGGUUGUUAUGGCAAAUUGAAACCCAACAAAAGGACAAACUCUGAUACCUUGGUAACAGAGAGAGCCACUCUAAUUUGGCCAAAAAUUUGCAUUGUGAUUAAUGUAUUAGACUUGGCCUGUACUAUCAGGCAAUAUUGUUAAAGGGCUGGUUUGGUUUCAGACUUCAAAAGGGAUUAAUAAAUUAAAUUUUAAGUUUUUAUUCACUGAAAUCAAAAUGAUGAUUGGUACUGUAUUUAUUUUUUAAAAUGAAGUAUUACAGCAGUGAGGAAGCCCUGCUGCCUGUACAUCAUUUUCUGUACUCAGAAAUUAUGUUCAUGAUAUUUUUCCUGUCAGGUUAAAAGAAAACCAUUUUAAUCCAUCACUUACUGUGUUUAAUGAAAUUAAAAGACUAUGAGAUUGAAAGACAAAUUCUAGUGAAAUUUGCUGAGAUUUUUUAGUAAAAUUUUGCCGGUCAAAAUGGUGCAUUUCUAUCAUUUACAUGUUUUUUUUUACAAGUUAGUCAUGUUUUAUUUUAUAUAAAAUGUAAAAUGAAAGCCAUCAUAAGGCUGAAUAAAAUAAUGAAUGUAUAGCUUAACUGAAUAGUUGACUAAGUUGCACUGGUGAAUAGAGAAGUCCAGUUUGAUUUUAUUGGCACAGACUGCAGAGUAUUGUUCUUCAACCAAAUGCAAAGAAACUGUGUUUUGGUUCUUAAAGACAAUCAAAAUGACUAUCUUUCUACUUCUAACUAAUCAGAUACUGAUUACAACUUCUUGGCAUCAUAAAUAAAGUCAAAUGGAUCUCUCUAUGCCAAAACACGUUUUCUAGUCCAUUUAUACUCUGAAUAAAUCUUGCCCAUGGUAAGUUACCACCAGAACUGAUGACAUUAAACAUUAAUAUGCCUCCUAAGUCUUCUCUAUAUCUUUCUGGAGUCUGAAGAACAGUGCAUUUAGGGCAGUAGUAUUAUUGUUGCUCCAUUUCUUUUUCCUGUGUCAUUAAAAUCCUAGAGCUAUUGCCAACCAAGUAAAGGCCAAGGUUGCAAGGUAACAAAUUAUUUCAAAUCUAUUAGAUUCUUACUAGUUUCUCAACCGGUUUCAGUGUCCAUUUUAUUAUUCAUUUCUGAAAUAAUAGGUAUAAAAUAGGAUCAGUUAUCUUUUUUCAUAAAUUCUGUGGUUGCUUCUAUAAUUUUUUUCCUUGAUCUUUAAGCAUAAUUGUUUUAAUUUAGAAUAAUUUCUUUUAAUUUAUAGUUUUAUAUUUUUAUUCUUUGCUCUCAGAUGUUAUAAUUCACUUUUAUCCAGGAUGAACAUGUCUUUUUUGAUAGAACCAAAGGGGCAAUUGUCACCCAGUGUUUCCUGGAUGAGCCUGAGUAUUCAGCUCCUUGUGGAGUAUGCCUUUAUUUCCAGGACAGUCUGUCUUUUCUCUUCUCAGCAAUCCCGUAACAUCACUUGACUCUGGAAUGUAUUGUGGCUAGAUAGAAAGGGCAAGAAAUCAUUUCAUAUUUACUGUUGCUUUCUCCAUUUUCCUCUCAUCUCUCCUUCUCGCAAAUGUGUCCUAAGUGAAUAAUGUAUUGGGCUUUUAUCCCUCAUCCCUGCAGCCCUGAAAAGCCUGGUCAUAAGCUCAGACAUGUAUACCAUCUGGCCAACAGCAGAAGGAGGCAUCAGGACUAGGUGCAAUUUUUACCUUUUUCUCCAGCUCUCAAACCACUGCAGCUUGCUUGACUUUCCAUCAGUUUUCUGUUUAGUUUUGCUCCCCAACAAAGUACAGCAUAACUUUUUAAUCAUGUCAGAACACCCCAGACAGCAGGUUAUAGGAUGUUUCCUGGUAUUGACCAUAGAUACACAACAUGCUUUUAUCUGCCUUGCUUUAAAUUCCUCUAUGGCUCUGGAGUUCCAGGCUUCCACAAAGUGGACCUGUAGACCUGUGGGCUGAAUUUACUCUGUAGUGUUACUUCCCUUGGUCCCUUCAUUUGGACCAGGCCAUCUCUGUGGCCUAUUUCCUCUAUGUCUGUUAAACUUUUUUUCAGUUAUCCGUCAACUCCUUAUAUGAAUUUUCUUUUCAGAUAUUUUUUGGUCCCCUAAGGGGACCCUAAGGCCAUAGAGAGGGAUUGGUGCCAAAGGUCUAAAAAGGUUUAAAGGAUGGACAAGAAGAGAAUGUAAACAUGUAUUACAAGCCUUAUCUCUUCCCUAUUUCUUUCUUUGCUUUCUUCAGUCUGUGCUUUCCUAUCAUAUCUUUUCAAUUUAUUUCUUCAGCUUGAGGGAAAAAAAAAGAGGUACUUACUUUCCUGUUUAUUUCAAGGAAAACUGAAGGUGAGGACUAGUAACCCAUGCAGCCUAGAUACAAGCAUCAGUUUGACUCUUAGUCAGGUAAGAGACUGAGGAAAUGUUACCAAGUUUAUAAGAAAAAGAGAUAGCUUCCCUUUCUCCAAGCUCCCUUCAGAAGUGAGCCAGAGGGUAAUGAUUAGGGGCAGGGCAGGUGACUGCAGAGCCCACUAUGUUAACCAGGAGGCGGUCCAAGAUGGUGGCAUAGUCACAUGCUUCAUAAUGUCCCUCAUACAACAAAGACCUCAGAAAACAAGUGAAUCAGAUAUAGAUGACAACUUUGGAACCUUGAACAUCAAAGACAAGGCUGAAGAAUCAGGCCAUGUGCCAAGUAGAAGGAGAAACUGUACAAAAACAGCAGACACGGAGAAUUAUGGAUCACUGGUGCCCUACCAGCUGAACUUUGCAUGGCGCAGCUAUACUGAGACAAAGCAAGCACUGUUCCCAGCUAAGAUCCUGUCACCUGGUGCAAUGAAGUAGGAGCAACUCUGUACCCACAAC
This is a messenger RNA of Trichechus manatus latirostris (Florida manatee), 6669 nucleotides long. RefSeq names its product transmembrane protein 135 (gene TMEM135). The coding region runs from base 1108 to 2238 and encodes 376 amino acids. NCBI's taxonomy places the organism in Eukaryota, Metazoa, Chordata, Mammalia, Sirenia, Trichechidae. The record is from RefSeq and is a predicted model, not a curated record. The transcript is spliced from 15 exons.